AUGCUUUUGAGUCAUUGUAAUGGAAAAUAUUCACGAGAACGAAGUAGGGCUGAAGUGUUACCAUACCAAUAUGAACCAGAAGUAGGAGAAAAAACAAGCGAUGUUACCGAUCAAAGCGAUUCGGAACAAGAGAGCGAUUCAUCAUCUGACGAGGAAAUCGAUCAUGAGUUCGAAUCAGCAAACGCUUGGCGUCUUCAAACUCUAAGCUGGUGUAAAUGUGGACAUUGCACGUUAUCACCAAAACUAAUUGAAUGUUUUUGUUGUCAUGAGAAAGCAUUAGAGUACGAUGAAUAUGAUGCGCUUCUCAACCAAACUGAAAUACAAGGAGAAAAAUGCUUGACAACACACCCAGAUUUUAAAGACAACAUGCUAUCAGAAAAUGUGCUAAAGAUAGAUGUUUGUCGUUAUCUCCAGGAAAACUGGCCAUUGGAUGAUGAGGAUCUGGAAAGAAUACAUAAGCUCUAUCGACUGGUAGCAUACCACCGAUGUUCUCGCUGGGUUUUCCAGAUUUUGGGGAAAAAGAAACGAAGACCUUUCCCUGCUUGUGUGUAUUCAAAGAUACGAGAACAGUUCGCGUCGCCAGACGGCCUGUACACACAUUUUAAAUACGCCAAAACAUCUAAACGGUAA
Paramuricea clavata is the source of this 630-nucleotide messenger RNA. The record is from the annotation of a GenBank genome assembly. NCBI's taxonomy places the organism in Eukaryota, Metazoa, Cnidaria, Anthozoa, Malacalcyonacea, Plexauridae.